UUUCUCUGAAAGAGCUGAAGUCCAAGGGAAAAUGGGCAGCAUGGAUCACUAUCUUCAGUUACGUGUACGGAGACCUGACGGUGGCCAGCCAGCUGCCUCCUGACUCUCGACAGGACUCCUGGCUCCUCAUGAAGUCUUCCCUUCCCGGCCUCGUCGUCUCCCUCAUCUACAUCGCCAUUGUAACGUGGUGGGGACCACUCUACAUGAGCAACAGACAACCUGUCAAGGGACUCAAACCCAUAAUGAUUUCCUACAAUGCCUUCCAAGUCGUGUUUUCUGCGUGGAUUUUCUAUGAGAUUGACUCGUCCAAGUUUUCCUUAAGGCGGGAUGGGGGAUGGUUCGGCAGCUACAAGUUGGUGUGUCAGACCCGCGACUUCUCUGACAACCCACAAGCCAUUAGGAUGUUAAACAUUGCUUACUGGUACUACAUCUCCAAGUUCAUCGACUUCAUCGAUACG
Cherax quadricarinatus is the source of this 458-nucleotide messenger RNA. The record is from RefSeq and is a predicted model, not a curated record. Lineage: Eukaryota; Metazoa; Arthropoda; Malacostraca; Decapoda; Parastacidae.